Molecule: messenger RNA, 1221 nt
Organism: Eimeria maxima
Lineage: Eukaryota; Apicomplexa; Conoidasida; Eucoccidiorida; Eimeriidae
Product: mitochondrial 2-oxoglutarate/malate carrier protein, putative
Exons: 10
Coding region: 1-1221 (406 amino acids)
Molecular function (GO): oxoglutarate:malate antiporter activity
Source: RefSeq, a predicted model, not a curated record
AUGAGCUCUGCCAGGCCCACAGAGCCGCGGGAAUCCCCCGCGACCAAGCCGACAUGUUCAGCGAUUUCCAAGGCGAGACCGUUCAUUGUCGGAGGCCUCUCUGGCUGUAUAGCCACUUGUUGCAUUCAGCCUGUGGACAUGGUUAAGGUUCGGCUGCAACUGGUGGGGGAAGGCGGCGCCAAAGCGUCAACGAGCCCUGUUCAGGUUCUAAAAAGCGUUCUCAAGAACGAAGGCGUUCUCGCAUUGUACAAGGGUCUCGACGCCGGUAUCACACGUCAGGCUGACGCAACACUUCCGCCUGAAUCUCGACGCAACUACACGGGCAUAUUUAACGCCAUUUCGCGGAUAGUAAAGGAAGAGGGGCUUCUAGGCCUUUGGCGAGGCAGCUUCCCCACAGUUUUGCGAGCCAUGUCGCUGAACAUGGGAAUGCUAGCGACGAAUGACCAGUGCAAGGAAAUGCUUGCUCCAACUUUGGGUGACGGAUGGACAACGACAUUAACGGCAAGUGCUAUCUCGGGCUUUUUCGCGGUGACAUUCUCACUUCCAUUCGACUUCUUAAAGACACGCCUGCAGAAAAUGCGCCCUGAUCCGGUGACGGGAGAGUUGCCAUACAGAGGUGUACUGGAUGCUGCAGUGAAGAUCACUCGCACCGAGGGUAUCACCGCAUUCUACACAGGUUACCCGACGUACUACUCAGGACAGACGAAGAUUGCGGCGUCAGCGCCGCAUUCUUCAGCCGAAUUGAAGACCCUAGCAGGGAGUUCCUAUGUGCCCUUCGUGAAUGACGGUACUACACCAGGAGGUAUUGCUUUCUUACUUCUGGGUGCAUGCUGUUGGCUGAGGCCCACAGAGAAUCCCAUUGGCUCGGAGAGCAUUCAACAUGUUCCUAAAUGGGUUGAUGAAGCCAAACUGGCGUACGCCGCCGAGGUCAAAUCAUCACUGCCUCCUCUGCCGGUUACCAAGGAUUCGAGCGCAGCGUUUGUUGAUACCCCGGCUCCAGUUGAUAUUGCAGCUCUGACUGCCGAGCUUGCACGGUUGGAAGAGUCCGAAGAAAAGUUUCGUGGCGACCGUCGUGCAAUUGCAUUUUUCGCUGCACUUAUCAUGGUCGGAGUCUUUCUCAUGUUCUACUUUACCACAACUCGGCUUGAACAGUCAAUCAAAGAAGCUAGCAAACUUUUGGGACCCACACCUCGACCAGAAGCUGUGGACCUUCGCCUUUAG